This is a messenger RNA of Myxozyma melibiosi, 2048 nucleotides long. RefSeq lists its product as uncharacterized. Gene Ontology annotation, cellular component: nucleus; nuclear replication fork. The record is from RefSeq and is a predicted model, not a curated record. Gene Ontology annotation, molecular function: single-stranded DNA binding; DNA replication origin binding. Gene Ontology annotation, biological process: DNA replication initiation; DNA replication. Bases 159 to 1910 code for a protein of 583 amino acids. The transcript is spliced from 3 exons. Lineage: Eukaryota; Fungi; Ascomycota; Lipomycetes; Lipomycetales; Lipomycetaceae.
CGCGUCUUCUUCUUCUGUUUCCCAUCUGCAGAGGAGAAAAAUUGUUUGAGUUGCUGCUUUUGAGUGGUAGUUUUGAGUAGUUGGGGUUUACUUGCAUAUAUACAUUUAUUCUCUUGCAUUUGUGUUUGUGUUUUGUUGUUGUGUUUAGAUUGUGCAUCAUGGAUUCCUCAGAUGACGAGGAAGAAAUCCAACAACUCCGCCUCGCAAAAGCCCGCGCAGAACGAGAAGAACUCGAGGCAAAACUACAACUAGCUGAAAUCAGACGGCGGAAACGACUUGCUCUGAAAUCAUCCUCUUCUUCUUCUUCGACAGCAGCGGCUGAUGCUGUUCUUGCGCCUGCUACCCCGCCGCCUCGGAAACGCGCUGUUGCAGUGAUUACGCAAGAUGACGAGCUGGUAGUCCAAGAAACGCCGCGGUCAUCAUCAUCGCAGCAGCAGCUCGACAUCAUCGCCGCGACACCGACCCCCCCGUCCCGUCGGCAGGAUAGAGACAACUCCCGUCGCCAGGAUAAAGACAAAGACAACAGACCACUCCAGCUCUCCCCCAGCGAACGCAAACUUCUCUCCGCAGAAAUCAUCAAGCGCAGAAAACUUAGUGCCUACUCCCCCGCCAUCGCCAGCUCCAUCCUCCGCGCGCGCACCUCGCAGUCGCAUACCGAUGACUAUUCAGCACCAGAAGAGGAGAUACAAGUGCCGAAAUCGCCGUCGCCGGUGAAAGCGCGCGUGCUGCUGGGGCUGGACGUCGGUCGGAGCGCGGGCGAUGUGAAUUUGAGUCGCGCGCGAGGGGGGAAGGAUAUGACGGCGCGGAGUAUAAAGCAUGGGAUCGAGCGCGCGAUGGUGGAGGACGCGGCGGCGAAGAAGAAGAUUCAGGCGCCGACGGUCGGGUUACGGUCUACGCGGGAGACGCGGGAGUUGAAGCGCGGGAGCGUUGUCAGGAGUGGUGGGGAGGCGGAGAGGAGGAAGGUCUCGGUGUCUGGCCUCUGCAAGGCGAUUUCGCCGCCAGAAUACGAUCCGCCCGCGUGGCCGGACUGGGCUGUGCUUGGUGUUGUCGCGCGCAAGAGCGGGAUGAUGUACAUGCGCAAGCCGCAGUUCGUCGUCGAUCGCGAGCGGGAGCGGGACAAGAGUGAGAGUGAGAAGGAGAAGAUGGGGAAGGUGGAUGAGGCGCGGAUUAUUCGCGACGCGGCGAACGCGAAAGCCGGGAUCGACGAGACGUUUAGGCAGUACCACGCGCGCGUGCGUCGGCAGCGCACGAAAGAGGAACUCAAGCGCCAGCAAGACGGGCCCGACGCGGACGACGACCACGAACGAGCCGAGCAGGACCGCAAGCGACGGCGCUACUUUAUCGUCACGCUGACCGAUCUCCGCGUCGAGAUCGAUUUGUUUGUGUGUGGCCCGCAGGUCGAGAAGUUGUGGAAACUACGGGUCGGGGAUUUAAUUGCUGUCUACAACCCCGGCGUGUGGGCGCCCAAGCAACAGUCACAGCAGCAGCAGCAGCAGCAGCGCGGGUUCAGGAUAAACCUCGACCAACCCGACGACGAAGUCCUCGAGCUCGGCCGCGCGCGUGACUUCGGCCUGUGCAAAGCCCUCACAAAGAAACAGCAGCCCUGCGCAAACUGGGUAUGCACCUCGCGCACCGACUACUGCGAAUUCCACAUCGAGCUCGCGGCGAAGCGGAAUACCUCGCGGCGCGCGGAUCUGAAUAAAGGCACGCCGUACUUUGCGCCGCGGAUGGCGGAUGGGCGGAGUAGUGUGCUUGUGCGGAUGCCGGAUGGGAAGCAGGUUCUUGUUCCUGCGGACGGGCAGGGCGGGAGGAAGAAGAGGGGAGGAGGAGGGUUUGGGGGGUUUAAGGGCGAGGUGGAGGAGUUGGGGUAUGAAUUGCCCCAGAAGAGGUAUCGGAGAGGCGGUCUGUAGCAUUUACCAUAUCAUUAUCUUGGGUUGUAUAUACCAAAUAUCCAAGCAUCCUCCAUCCACGUUCUCAGCAACACCGCGUUCGUUCCCCUGGCAACCAUCCAAACCCCCUGCUGGAAUGGAAUGCCCGCCGCACGAGCC